AUGUCCUGGCUGAGAGAGGUCAAUCCGGGACGAUCACAACGGAGGAUGCAGCAGCCGCAGCAGGAACUGCAGGAACAGGAGCAGGAUCCGGAGCAGCGGAGGUUCAUAAUGGUGCCGUCGUCCACUCCCUCCUCGUCGUCGUCGACCUCGUCGAUCGCGACGGAUCUGCGCGACACCGAUGUCGCGGGCCUCGUGACGGGCGCCGAACUGCCGAACCUGGCGCUCCAGAGCGUCGCCCUGCGGCUCCAGGGCGCCCUCCUCUCCGCCCUGCAACGCGCAGCUCUCCUGCCACCGGGUCACGCAGCCGCGGCGGCCUUGAACUUGCAAGCGCUCGAGACGUACCUGACGCUCCAUCGUCUUCACGCGAGCGGCGCGACUUCCGGCGUCGCGCCGGCGACGACCACCGCGGUCGGGCAAAGGUGUCCGAACGCCGUUGAGAACGCGACGCUGACGUCGGGCGUCCUCAAGAACGACCACCUGGUGACGGCCGAUCAGCUACUGCGCUCGGCCGCCGCGUCGAUCGCCGAGGACGACGAGGCGCGGUUGGACUUCGUCGCCGACCCCGACGAGGACCUGGCGCUCCUCGAGGAGGAGGAGGAGGUGCUACUGCGCGAGGCGACGACCGUCGUCGCCUCGCCGACCGCGAAUCACGAGUUGUUGCUGCGACGGAUAUCCGAAGGGGGGAACCGCGCGAACGCCUCGGUAACGCCGCAAUCCUCGUCCUCGUCGUCCUCGUCCUCCUCCACCCUCGUCGCGACACCGUCCUUCGCCUCGUCUUCGGCCUCCUCCGGCUGCUCCUCCGCCUCCUCCUCCUCCUCGUCCUCCUCGUCGUCCGCGCAACACGCGUCGGUCGACUCGAGUGUACCAAGGACUUGCAGGACGUCCCGGCCCAAGAAACAGUUCAUUUGUAAGUUCUGCAGCCGGCAGUUCACCAAGAGCUACAAUCUGCUGAUCCACGAGAGGACGCACACCGACGAGCGGCCGUACUCGUGCGACAUUUGCGGCAAAGCUUUCCGACGGCAGGAUCACCUCCGGGAUCACAGGUAUAUCCACAGCAAGGAAAAACCGUUCAAAUGCGGCGAAUGCGGCAAGGGAUUCUGCCAGAGCCGGACCCUGGCCGUUCACAAGAUCCUGCACAUGGAGGAGUCGCCGCACAAGUGCCCGGUCUGCGCCCGAAGCUUUAAUCAGAGGAGCAACCUCAAGACCCAUCUGCUCACUCACACGGACAUUAAGCCCUACCACUGCACCUCCUGCGGCAAAGUCUUCCGCAGGAACUGUGAUCUGAGACGGCACUCGUUGACCCACAAUCUGGGAGUGCCGUCGUCGUCGCCACCGCCGCCACCGUCGGGCAUACCCGUCUCGGGCGGGAGCACCGUCGUGCUCCAGGAGACGUCCUAG
Molecule: messenger RNA, 1398 nt
Organism: Dinoponera quadriceps
Lineage: Eukaryota; Metazoa; Arthropoda; Insecta; Hymenoptera; Formicidae
Product: protein sister of odd and bowel-like
Exons: 3
Coding region: 1-1398 (465 amino acids)
Biological process (GO): embryo development; embryonic pattern specification; embryonic hindgut morphogenesis
Cellular component (GO): nucleus
Molecular function (GO): DNA-binding transcription factor activity, RNA polymerase II-specific; RNA polymerase II transcription regulatory region sequence-specific DNA binding
Source: RefSeq, a predicted model, not a curated record